CCGCGGCGCCCGGCAGUCCGUAGGCGAAGUCCUAACGAGUAGCCGGCGAGCGAGCCGUUUCUCCAAAAAACUUCCCUUCAAUUACAUUGCGCUGAGAUUUCCGUGUCCAUCUUUCGAAUUUUCGGCUCCUCGACCCGCGUGCCUUCUUUACUCGUCGCGUUUUCGCCGUUCGUUUUAUGCUUCCCUCGUAAACUCGCCGUAGGCUGUUUCGUUCAAACUGUUUGAUCCUUGAUAAGUUUGGAUAAGUUUGAAGUAAGAGAUCGAACACGUUGAUCGAUAGUGAGAUUAACUUUCUAUUUUACGAAAUACGUACGAUCGAUUUAUGGGUCGAGGAAGGUAUUCACCAAGUGCGAACAGUGUUUGUAUCGACGAAUAUGGAAAAUUUUGAUGAUAUGUGACGAGAUUCUGUCGAUCGUGCGGCAAAAAGUAAAUGAGCCGAUUUUCGACCGACGAGUCGUAGGACGGAUGUACCUUGGUGGAAUGUAUCAGUGAGGAACGAUAGGUGUUGUGAUUUGGAAGAGUGUACAAAAUUCACGAUUCGUGAUUCUCGAGACUAGUGAUCGAAUCAAACUCCUCGAAAGGAUCUCGUAUGCGUGUGUCGUCAUCGCGUCAUCGUGUUGGCCUUAACGAGGCGCAGUUAGCGUCGGCAUCGUUAGGGAGCGUGGAACGCGAGUGGACUGGUGCUUCCAAAUCCUCGAAAUUAUCGCCGCGAUUCCUAGCACCCUUGGUGUAUAGUGAGAACAGUGGUUCGUGUCCACCUGCUCUCGAUAAUUCGUCCUCGCAUCUCGAAGAAGGGAGGCACGUGAACGAUCGUGGGUACACGAACGUGCUUCCUUAAAGUGAACCUUAGGCGCGGAUAUGCGCCGUUAAUGAAAGAAUCUGGCGUGAUUGCUCGCGGAGACGAUCGGAGCGUCCUUUGGUGGCUAGAAGCCGCGAGAAUAGCGAACCAAGCUAACGAAAAAGGGGCAAGGAGAAAGGAGGGAAGAAGAAAUCGAGCAGAGAAGGAUCAGAAGGAGACGAGAGCCACCGCGUCUCAACUUUCGAAACAGAGAUGAGUUGAGAAUCGACUACGAUGUUGAGUCGUCUUUCGGCCGUGGUGGCCUCCAUUUUGGUUCACCAGCUACACGUUUUGUGUGCUGCCACCUCAUUAGGUGCUAAGCCGUUUCCUGGACUGGAAAACCUGCCGAGGUCGUUCUGGCAUGAGCUCAGUUCGCCUUUUACCGAGGUAUACGAGGUGGAAAGUUUCGCAACAGAGACGAGCGGCACUCCGGAGCCGAGGCCCUUUUUCGAAGAUCCAGAGAGCAACAUUACCGUGCAACUCGGUGCUCAAGUAUAUAUGCACUGUAGAGUACAAAACCUGCAGGAUACGCUUAAGGUGUCGUGGGUUCGCAGACGAGGCGACGAGCUGCACUUGCUCACGAUCGGCUUGGACACGUACGCGAGCGACUCUAGAUUCUCGCUGGCCCUGGAGAAGCCGAAUGAUUGGCGGUUGCUUUUGCGUUCGGCUACCGAACGAGAUGGCGGCGUGUACGAGUGUCAAGUCAGUGCUCAUCCGCCAUUAAUCAGAACUGUCCAUCUCACCGUGUCAGUGCCGAAGGUCGAGAUCGUGGACGAGCACGGUGCCACUGCUGGUGACAAAUUCUACAAAGCGGGCAGCACGAUAGAAUUGAAGUGUGUGGUCAGCAAUAUACCGCAGCCUACCGGAUAUGUUACGUGGCGGCACGGAUCCCGCACGCUGAAUUACGACACUACCCGUGGAGGAAUCAGCGUGAAGACUGACAUGGGCGCUAGCGGCGCGAUAUCCAGGCUCUACAUUGCCAACGCGAAUAAAAAAGACAGCGGGAAUUACAGUUGCGCUUUGGCGGAUGUCGCGGCAGCUACCACGGUCUCCGUCCACGUAUUAAACGGGGAGAAUCCAGCAGCCAUGCAGCACGGUGGUUGCGCGAAUCUUCAGGCGACGUCGUUCGUUCUCAUCGUCAUCACGAUGCUAUUCCCGUCGCUUUUCAGGUGACCGUGAUGUCCUAAUCACUCUCUGGGCCUGCAGUUCGAAUGGUGCUAACUCCCUUCAUUCUCGCGGCGAAUGGAACGCGAGAAAAUUCCGAAGAAUCCGAAGUAAUUGUCUUUCCCGGCCCAUAUGUCGAGCUUUGCAAGGAACGGACGCACUUUCGCAUUCGAAAUCGAUUUUUACACCGAAAGCCGAUAAGCAGCAACCAGCCGAAUCAAUUCCGACUCGUGAUACGAAGAAAGAAGACAGUAAGAAAUCAGCAAAAACUUUCUCCACGGUAUACGCAGAUUACUAUAAGACAGAGAGAGAGAGGGAGAAAGAGAGAGAGAGAGAGAGAGAAACGUUUGUGCUGAAACCACUGUUUUACACGAGAUGUCGUCAAAGGAUCCGAUUGUUCGACAAAGGACUUUCCUCCCCCUUUCGUUUCGUUUCUUUUUCAAUACAUCGAACUGCAUAAAUGGAAACGCGAAAUUUCCCCGUGACAGACAACGAAGUUUUCCCCUUUAUCGUGAACAUUCGUCGAUCCUGUUUACCGAGCUCAAGGUUCGCCCAUCUCGUCUACCAUAUCGUACGUGAAUUUCCACGAAUAUUUUUGCGUAUGGCGGUUCGAGCGGUUCGCUUUGAACGCUGCACGAUACCAAGAGAGGAUUCUCCAUUGCCUUUUACUCGGUCGAUCUCUUGGUUCGCAUGUAAAAAUUGGGAACGUAUCCUUGUGGGUUCAUACUGCGCACGAACAUUAUCAAAACGAAAUAAAGAUAAAUCGAACGUGAAUUAUCGUGAUUUGAAAUUCGUUCAAGCAGAUUAACAUAUCAAUCUUUUUCUCAGAACGAAAAUCGCGGCUCUUCCCGUUCCUUCCGACGAAUAAUUCUAUUAAGAAAGAGAAGAAAAAAAAAGAAGAAAUAAAAGAAAGUGAUUUGACUUGUCACAGCUGAAACGCCGGGAAUCGAACAGAGUUUAUUUCUUUGAAACUGAAAAAGUUUUGGGAAUAAAUAGCGACCUAGAAUUGUUUAUCCGAAUGGAGCACGCGUGGUACACGAACCGUGCCAAAAACAGGCGAGUACGCGUAAUACUUUUUAUCGCUGUCAUUCUAGUUUCAUCGAAUGUAAUUGCAUGCCCCGCUCUUUUUAAUCCUCAACAUGGCAUCGUUGCAUUAGCAUAUUUACUUUUCAAGUGUUUUGUUUUGUUUGGUGUUUCUUAUUCGACACGGUGAUAGCUUUUAUCGCGUAAAAUAUACAACGUCAAAUGAAAAUAAAAUAUAUUCUAACGUAAGUUAUCGCGAUAGCUUAUGAUCCGCUGAUAACAAUUAAGGGGUCACAGGAAUCGAAGUGUUUUACAAAGAAUUUUAUAUUUAAAUACGCUUCGAUUUUAUCCAGAAGCUGAUGAAUUUUUUACUUUACCAACCAUCAAUUUAACUAUUAAACUAUCGAACUAUUAAAGUUUGAUUAAGUUCGACGAGUGAACCCGUGUUUGAAGACUUUGUUUGUGGUUCACGCGUUGAAGAGUUUCACAAAGAGAAUAUUUUCUUCGACUGUGUCGGAAACUUUGUCGCAUUUUUCCAGCUUGAUAAGGCUCGAAUAUACAUCCAGGGAAAUUUUCGUAAAACAGAGAAAUUAAACGAAGCAACACUGCCAGAAUAACUUUGAAAUUAAAUUAGAAACGCGUCUUGUCGAGAUACUUACCGAGUUGCGAGAAACAUCGUAUCUCGAUUAUUCGCAAAAAUCUGCAGUAGAUAAUUCCGAAUCUCAUCCGAACAUUUCAUACGGAUUUCAUCCAUUGAAACAUUCAAAAUCAAACGUGAUGCUUCUGAGAUGAUUUUCGUAUCUAAAGUACAUCGAUAUUCCCCGUACGCGUUCUACGUUCACGCGUGAAAAUAAAAGGAAUAGUGUCGGUCGAUUGAACAAUUUACGCAGCUCGCCUGCUCCAUUUUGCAGAGGUUUCGCGCGAGUGAAAUGCACAACGGCGGAUUUGGCAAAAAGAAACGCGAACAACAGACGCAAACAUUACGGCGAUGCGUCGCGCAAGUUGAAGCGUGAAAUAAUGGUUGGGCCGUGAACUCUUGAAAUUAUUACACGAUAUAAAAUACUCGUUUCUACGCGGCGCCAGAAGCGUUGUUCAACCGGCCAGACAAUGACCGUUCAUAAAAUUUCGAAUCACUCGCUUAGCCUCCUCUGUGUUUAUUGCGCGCGACUAUGCAAAUUUGCUUUCACUUCGCUACAAAUUUAACACUUUGAUUACCAGACCGUUGCCAGGACAAUCAUUUUUGCAUCGGUCACCGGGCCCCUCCACCGACUGGUUAAAUGCGCUUGUAUAAACGCCGGAUAUACGCGAUCGAUCUGUCCAAUUCACGUCCACCCACUCUAUGACGUACAACCGCGCGUAUUAAUCGCUUUUCUCGCACAUCGCCGAUACCUUUUAUUUUUUUUAUCGUUUUCUUUCCUACUUUUUUAGUUUCACGUACGCUUUUUCGAUGCAUCUGGCGGGGAAAGGAUCGACGCGAGUCGUCGAACCGUCGGCGAUUACGAAAACCGAUCACGAGAUUUUUACAUCGAUUAGCGGGGAAUCGCGAGGAACGAUCGAUUCCCAUUACUUUCGAUUCGUUUCCGACGCGACAAGUCGAUCUUAUCGUGUCUUUUAUUCUUUCUAACUCGGUCUUUUGUUUUUUAAAAUUAUUUUUCCACAAAUUGCGCAGCUCACACGAAACUGUACAUCGAAUCGGAGGAUGUUUUUUACCGUCUUUUUUUUUUUUUUUUUUGUUAAGCAAUACAACACGCUUCACGCUGGCUCAAAUAUUUUUCCACGCAAAGCUAAACCGAUAUACCCAUACAAACGCAAAGAGGAAGUUUUAAUUCUGCGCUCUGUUCUACACAUCGACUGUCCCUCUUUCGGAAACGAUCCAAUCGAGAACGAUAAAGUUCGAAUAACAAUGAGCCUCCUCUGUUGAAAAAUUACGAUUCCUUCAAUUACAUAGAGCAUCCCUUUGUGUGCAGAACCAGUGUGCGGGCUUUCAAUCAACUAAACAAAACGCCGACACCGGUGAAAAGCAAAUAAAGAGCACGUCACGUAUUAAAAAAUAGUAAUAUCGGCUUUUUGGUUUUCGAUUCGUAUCCUCUGUUUCCAUGUACUCUACCCUUCGCUAUCUAACAGCUCGGACAUUUCGGUCAAUUUAUAUUAAACGAUAUGUUAUUAGCAGAUUGUACAUCAAAAUUAUUUAUUUUCACAUUUAUCGUAUACCAAUAUUUUUUCGUUCAUCGACUCCGAUAUUUCACUGUACACGGGCUAUUGUGGUAAUCACGAAGAAUAAAAUUAUCAGAAAUCUUUCUAUUUAUAAUUUCAUAUAUCAAAAACGAACAUGCGAUACUUACGAAUGCUGGUGUACAAGAUACGCUAUGUUUCUUUCGCAAAAUGAUGCUAAUAUAUUUUAGAAAUGAAAAUGAGAAACAUAGGUAGCCUCGAAUCAAACGUUUUUAUUUUUACCUAUGUUUAUCGUAAUUUUCUAAUAAAACAUUGACGCGCCAUCCUUUUCUUAUUUUUACCAUUUCGCGUGCAGAGUCUUCCGUGAUUUUUCUACCGCGUUUUGUCUUCUUUCUCGAACGAUGAAAACCGCAUAUGCCAUAAGUAACACAACACGCGAAUUGAACGAAAAUCCAAUACGUUGUUACAUUGAUCGAAUCUUUCUAACCAAAGCCGUCUUUUUCUUAUUUUUAUCGUUUUGUGCGUAAAAGAAACACCGAAACACCGUGUUCCUUUUGGAAAACAAUUUCGAACGCACGGAGAUCCUGUCUACAUUUCCGCGCGUCUCUGUUGCCUCUGUUCGCCGAAUUCCUGUAAGCGAAAGUCGACCGCGUAAUUUCAUUUUGCGCCAUUGAAGUUCGACCUCCACUUGAAUCCGCGCGAUUUGAGACGCAUAACCAACGGGAUCGAUGGUAACGUGACCAGAGGUCGAUCACGAGAUCGAAAUCACCGAGAGAUUCAUCCCGAAGUGGUUAAACGGAUCGUGACAAUGACGUCGGGUCACUUCCGUGUAAAUCAGCGCUUACUGCUGCUGAAUAUUGCAACCUUCUGCCUGAAUAAUACAAUAAUUUAUCGAGAACAUCGUUACACGUGCAGGUGAAAAGUACGUGGCAGUCCGCACAAAAGUCACAUUCGUGUAACCGAUACCUGCGAUAAAUCGAAGUAUCAUCUGGACCGUGUCCCGCCUCUUUUUUACCUCCCACUUCUUCUUCUUUGCUCUUAAAAUCGUUUUACGCUCGAUCGUGUCUUUUUGUAUCGUUGAGAAAUUUUUAAGCAAUCCUUGCCAAUGUAUAUCAUUUUUUAAGUACGACGAGAUUUGUCGCGAAUCGUCGACUGAAGAGCAACCGGUCAGGUCAAACCGAUCGGUCGAUAUCGCGUACCUCGAAUGAAUCAACGCUCAAGGUGGAGGAGGUUUAAUAGAUCGAGUUUAGAGUAAUCUAGCACUGUGUUUGCACUUGUUGUAUGAAAGUAACGUUGAUGUUAUGAACACGGCGGUGGAUCUUGUAGGGAGUGAAGUGUUUCACCCGCACGGUACGAUGUCUGAUGAUGAACUGUCCUUCUACGUUGCUUUUUCUCCCUACCAGUCGUUGGGUUUCGUCUGUCCAUCGUACCCUUCCGGCUGGUCCUUUCCCGGAGUUCUUUACCUGACCUCGGAGUCAUUAGGUUUACAGCUCGGAGAGGACAUGUAAUUCGGAAUUUUCUAAAGAAGGGAAUGGGCCUGUUCGUGGCAUAAACGGACGAUCACUCAAAAUUCCGAUCAGGAUUAAACGUACGAACAUUAUUUGAGGUACCAAGUUGUGUUCAUAAUUUUUGUACAAUUUGUUGAAUUUGUAAUUGAAUGAUGGAAUACCUAAUAUCGUCAUAUGUUGCACGUUAUCCUCGUAAGUCAAUUCUAUCGUUAAUGUCAUGUAUCCUUUUUAUCAUUAAUCAGAUCAAGAUAUUUAUUGCUCGCUCAAUAGAUAAACAUUUUUGCGAAAAAAUCCAAUACUACUCUACCAAUCACCGGACGAGCUUCGAAAGAAAAAUCAUAUUGCAAUCUAAAAGGUCGAAGACGGGAUUCUCGAAAAACAAAUUACCGUUUUAUCGAUGAAAUUUCUUAUUCGCAUGCACAAAUAUUCUUUUACGCGCUUACGAAGCAGCGAUUCCAAUUCUUUAUAAAGGGAAAAUAAUGGUAAUCCGUUUGUCUGCUUGAACUUUUUCGCUCCCUGGUUCUUCCACUGCUCUGCCGUCGUGCUGCCCCUCAUUUAUCGUUUCGUAUCCAUAUGAUAUCUUGUUUACUUCUCCACUAUCCUCCAGGCUUUUUCUCGGCGACGGCCCAGUCUCCCACCGGAAUCGUCAUCCAUUUCUAUUUCUUGAAGAGCGUACCUCUGUCGCCCGUUGGAAUUCGUAAAAAGAAGCAUUUGCGAAUUAAUGGUAAACACUCGGUGGUUCGGUUUCCAUCGUGAGAAAACGUUUUCCCGGCAAACUCGACUAGGGAAACAGCUUCGAAAGGGAAUCGUCCGCAGCGUUUUCUCUCGAUUUUGUCCAUCUUAGACCAAUUAGAUCGUCGAAUCUUCGAGCUACUCGCAGUUAACCGAGAAGAAUUGGAGAGCUACUAUAAUAAAUAAUACGUUCGUUUUAAUGGAAUUAUUUUGAUCGUUCGUUCAACGUUGUAGAUUUUCUGUAUUUCGAAAAAAGAAUUCCGAAGAACUGGAUUCUUCGUCUCGUUGAAUCUUCUUUACUCGUCCUUUAUUCUUUCCUUGUUCUUCUCUUCAUUUAUAUAUUCAUAUUGUUACCGUUACCAUGUUUUGUACGUUUCGUGUGUUUAAAGGAAUUUCAUUCACUUAUGGAAUUUUUAGGAGAUGGAAUUGAUUGUUGAAAAAUGUAGAACUUGUAAGACCGUUGUUUUGAACUUCUACGAAGUAUCUGUAUCUCAUUUAUAAUGUAAAAUGUUUUACAUUUUCGAGCGGAGUUUUAUUCAUUGGAAUCUUCAUAAGAUGGAAUUCAAAAUUUAAAACGUGUAAGACGUUCCUUUUAGAUUUUUCUGAAAUUCUGUCUCACUGUUACGAUAGAAUGCAAUAGUUUGUUACGUAUUGUAAAAUCUCAAAUAUAUUUCGAAGUAAUCGAACCUUUCUACUUAGUGGUAAAACGUCGAGAAAAGGAAAAUGUGAAAUUAUUUAAUAGCUUUUAUAUUGGAAAACUAAACACAUACGAUUCUUUGCAAUUUUUUUUUUUAAAUAUAAUGCCACUAUAAUUGGGUCUAAAUUGGAACUGAAAGCGUUCCACGGAAGCCAAGGCUUGCUUUAAAGGGGCAUAAAGCUUUCAUUGUGCGCACUGUCGUUUCUACGGUCUCUACAAUUCAUCAAAGUCGAACGGAUCUAUUUUAAAUUGAAAAUGAGAAGCAUAUCGGGAAUUACGUUUUCAUUUAACCGCGUAUAUUUUCUCAUUAUUGUUUCAGUAAAUGAUUUAACUUCUUAUUAUUCUGAAUUAAACUUCGCCUCACCGUAUAAUUUGUCACGCGUUACUCUUUAUGCCAUUUUUAUACCGAUCAAUUUUUAAAACAUGUCAUACAAGUUCAACAAAUAUAUUACUUUUCUAGUUCUAUUAGAAGCUGUCGAGCAAUAAUUAUGUCGCUAUGUACUAUUUCAUGUUCGCUGGAACAUUUAGUAUAAUAUUUGUUUGGUAUGAUAUUCGUUGAUCGUUAGAACGAUGGAUACCGUGGAAAUUUUUCGCAUCGUUUCACUCGACAACUGCUAAACUCUAUAACGAAACUACGUAUAGAAGGAAUUUCGGUAAUAGAAAUGAACGCCAGUCAUGUAAUAGAAUUUGUUUGAUGGAAUUUUCAUUGGUUUGGGCAUAAUUUCCUGUCUUCUUAUUGAAAGAUGACAAACACAUAGAAUCGAAGAAAUAUUUCUGUAAAAGUUACGACUCACAUUAUAACCGAGCGGAAAUCUUUAAAAACGAACAAUAUAGGCGUUGUUAAAUAACAUUAUCGAAUGAAAACAUAACGCAGAUGAAUACCGUUCGCCUUUUUUUUUUUAAAAAACAGAUGAUUUCCGAUUAAUUAAAAAGAUGAUUUUCGUUUUAAUUAAAAAUUUGUUAAAAUUCGUAUUUCAUAUGUUUAUGCGUGAAAUUCGGCUCUCUCGCAGCUUUAUAUAUUAAUUAAGUAAAAUUUCAACAGCGAAACCUACUUAAUCGAAUUUUGAUUUUAACUGGAAUUUUGUUCAUUUAUUAUCUUCCGCGGCGUAUGCCGUAUUUUCUUUUAUAUGUUUAUUCGAUAGAUGGGUGAAAAACGGGGAUUGUUUAACGUAUUGGACGCGGAAGACGAUUUCCUAUUUCCUUGCGGAUGAUCCCUGGAUAAAUAGACACGUGUUAUAGAAAAAUAGAUUUCCGACAGCAAGGACCUCCUUCGAUUUUAUGUACCGCAUUCAAUAUGCGAAAAACAUUAAUUAGACGAUUCGUGGAUCGUCGAAGGUGUAUACAUUUAAAACUAAAUAUUUCUGUUCCACCAAACAAUUCAUCGUUAAAAAUUUAACGUUGAAAAAUUGCGAGUUGUCUGAAUUAUUACUUCGAUACGAAACAAAGUGAGAUUUGUUAAUAAGUAAAUCGCGAUUUUCUUUUAUGCGAAACAAGCAUUUUUUAUAUCGUGUGAUAUUGAAAAUUAGUUCUUUGUUAGAGACAGAUUAAAUCUGCACCGAUUUUCAUAAAAAUUUCACGAACUUGACAAAUACGCUCGUACGACCAAGAGUUUCGUAGCGAUCGAAAUAUCGCAAGAUACGAACGAACAAUCGAUCGAGCAUUAAAUUGAUUCCACUCGGCGACGUAUAAUGUAACACGAUCAUCACGUAACGUACGAUAAAUACGAUCGAUUUUCCAAGUACAUUAUCGAUGGAAGAAUCGAAUGUUUCAUCGGCUCUCAAGCAAGCUCACAGAGUAGAAAUUAAAAAUAAAACACCUGAAAAUCACAAGAAUUUACAGAAUGGAAUCUUUCGACGAUAAUGUCGUUAAUUAGGAAAUUAGUGAAAUUUUCAAUUACCUUGCUUUUUCCCUCCAACAGGAAAUGUUACAUUAUCAAUUGUUAAAAUUUGUUCUUUACGAUAUUCGGUUUGCCAUUGUUGAUACGCGAAAAUAUCGCUUGAAACUGGAUGAAAAGUUCAAUUCUUGCAUCGAAUCAUACGUUACAAAUUUGUACGAAGGGAGGAUGAAUAAAUCCUGCUUUCAAAAUCAUGGAAACAUCCCUAAUGGAUCUUUAAUCUUCGUUCGAUCGAAUGAGUAUUAACGAUGAAAUUUUCACGGCCGCGUCCUGCGCGAUAUGCAAAUAACGGCAACGCCACUCGCGAGUGAGUAAGAACAUUUUCGUGUGCAUGCGUGUGUACGGUCUUUGUAUGUGUGCGUCCCCGCGUAUGUAUCUUCGAGUACGAGUACACGAGCUAUUCGGAACGCAUUUGAUAAGAAACGAAAAAGGAGAAAAAAAAAUACAGAUCGUAAGUAAGAUAAUGUAACGUAAGAGAAAAAAGCAAAGUAUUACGAAGUUAGAGAAAGUAAGUCACACGGGACUUAUCCCGAUCGGAGAUUGAAAAAUCAUGCGCAGAAGGGGAAAAGUCGCUGUUAUACCAUUAGUAUUAGCGCAGUGAAGCUUGAUAUUUAAUAAGUCGAUAGAUGCUUGUGAAUUUUUAUAAUUUAGAAUUUUUACCGAAUAUUAGUCCUAUAUACUUUAGCUACUAACGAGUACUUGUAAAUUGAACUUAAAUUUGCGAACAGAUCGAUGCAACCCAAUAAGACGAUAUUUAAUCGAUACGGAGAUCUUAGUGCCAUCGAUUAUAUGUAAUUAUAAUCGAUUGUAAAAGAUUAAUCUGCUUGCAUUUGUAUCGUACAAAUUUUUAUUCUAGUCCCAUUUGAAGCUAUUUGUUAACCAUCGAAGCUUCGAGCCAUUUGUCGCAUUAAUAAUUUAAUAAUUGCAAUAAUUGAAGAUAAAUAAGGUAUAAAGCAAACCAGUGAUACUCAAUUGAUGCAAUUUUUGUACGUGUGUUUCGUACAUACGCGGUAUAAAGUAUAAAACAAAAACUAUGGAAUCUAUUCUUUUCGUGUGUAAAAUAAAACGACGAUUUUUCCCAAUAUAAUUACACAAAGUGUCUAUUUCGAUCUUCGAUCCGGAUUCCGUUUGUCAGAGUACAUGUGUGUAAAAAUCGAAGAAGAUUCGUGUAAAGUCUUCGGCUCGAUAUACUUGCUCAUCGCUAAUCACGUCUCAUCAUCCAUAGUAAUAUAUCCACGAUACGGUAACGAUAAAGUAAAUAAGAAGACAUGUCUAUAAGCAUCUGUAAGCUAUUGGUACUAUUAAUGGUCGUUAACGCGGUUAGGGUGGCGCAGACACGUUGUAGGGAAAUUCCAUUUUCGCGGGACGGAAGAAAGGACGAAAGCGGAAAAGGAAACGAUAGAAAAUUAAUUUAACGUCGAUAUUCGCUGUUCACUAUUUGUAAGAUUCGACAAGGUAAAUACAAUAAAAUUCAUAGUACCUAA
Messenger RNA from Bombus terrestris (buff-tailed bumblebee), 11512 nucleotides. Its product is annotated as peroxidasin. The coding region runs from base 1073 to 2011 and encodes 312 amino acids. Lineage: Eukaryota; Metazoa; Arthropoda; Insecta; Hymenoptera; Apidae. The transcript has 9 exons. Gene Ontology annotation, cellular component: neuron projection membrane. The record is from RefSeq and is a predicted model, not a curated record. Gene Ontology annotation, biological process: synapse organization.